Molecule: messenger RNA, 1847 nt
Organism: Spinacia oleracea (spinach)
Lineage: Eukaryota; Viridiplantae; Streptophyta; Magnoliopsida; Caryophyllales; Amaranthaceae
Product: alcohol-forming fatty acyl-CoA reductase
Exons: 10
Coding region: 99-1574 (491 amino acids)
Biological process (GO): suberin biosynthetic process; long-chain fatty-acyl-CoA metabolic process
Cellular component (GO): intracellular membrane-bounded organelle
Molecular function (GO): alcohol-forming very long-chain fatty acyl-CoA reductase (NADP+) activity
Source: RefSeq, a predicted model, not a curated record
UCUCUAACUCAAUAAUUCUUCUGUUCUGGUUCUUUUAAUUUACUAUUCUCUACUUCUCUCCCUCCCUCCCUCAUUUUAUCUGCUUCCUUCUCUCUCUAAUGGAUCAAGAUAGCAUUUUGAAGUUUCUGGAUAACAAGGCCAUUUUAGUCACUGGUGGUGCUGGAUUUUUAGCAAAGAUAUUUACGGAGAAGGUGCUAAGAUCUCAACCAAAUGUCAACAAGGUCUAUCUUCUACUAAGAGCUCCUGAUAACAACUCAGCUUCACUAAGGUUGCAAAAUGAGGUGAUUGGAAAAGACUUGUUCAAAGUUUUGAAGCAAAAGUUUGGAGCAAAUUUCAGUACCUUCAUAGAAGAAAAGGUGUGUGUGGUGCCAGGUGAUAUUACUUGUCAAGAUUUGGGAAUUAAAGAAUCUAAAUUAAAGGAGGAAUUAUGGAGAGACGUUGAUGUUAUUGUUAACCUUGCUGCAACCACCAACUUUGAUGAAAGGUAUGAUGUAUCACUGUAUAUCAACACUUAUGGUGCUAAGUAUGUUUUGGAGUUUGCUAAGAAAUGUGCUCAUUUGGAGGUGCUCGUCCAAGUUUCAACUGCGUAUGUAUCUGGUGAAAUGAGUGGACUUGUAAAGGAGAGUCCUUACUUCAUGGGUGACACACUAAAUGGCAGACCUGGCUUGGACAUUGAUUUAGAGAAGAAACUUAUUGAGGAGAAAUUAGAUGAGCUAAAAGCCGAGGGAGCCAUGAUGGGAACUAUCAAGAUAUCUAUGAGGAACAUGGGUCUUGAGAGGGCAAGGCACUGGGGAUGGCCAAAUGUUUAUGUGUUUACAAAGGCGUUAGGGGAGAUGGUUCUACUUCAUGAAAAAGGAGAUGUUCCUCUUGUUAUUAUUCGUCCAACCAUGGUUACCAGCACUCUUAAAGAACCUUUCCCCGGUUGGGUUGAAGGUAUUAGGACUAUUGACAGUUUAGCUGUUGCUUAUGGAAAAGGGAGGUUACCAUGCUUCUUGGGUGACCCUGAGUCAAUUGCUGAUGUGAUACCAGCUGAUAUGGUAGUCAAUUCGAUAAUAGUAGCAGCAAUGGUUCAUGCAAAUCAACCCGGAAAUCCAAGGAUAUACCAAAUUGGAUCAUCAGUUAAAAAUCCGGCAUCAUUAGCAUCACUGCACGAAAUGGCAUACGAGUAUUUCAAGAGGCAUCCAUGGAUUAACAAAGAUGGAAAACCAGUCAUAGUUGGCCAUGUUAGGGUCUUAGGCUCCAUGGAUAGCUUCAAGAGAUACCUUACUCUUCAUUACCUUCUACCCUUGAAGGCCUUGCAAAUAGCAAACAUUGCGUUAUGUCAGUACUUUCAAGGCACAUUAAGGGAACAAACCAGGAAGAUCAACAAUGUGAUGCGGCUGAUAGAAAUUUACAGACCAUAUUUAUUCUUCAAGGGAUUAUAUGAUGACAGCAACACGGAGAAGUUAAGGGUGGCAGCAAAAGAAAGAGGAUUGGAAACAGAUAUAUUCUACUUUGAUCCCAAACUUAUUAUCUGGGAAGACUACUUCAUCAACACUCAUCUUCCUGGUUUAGUCAAAUAUGUCUUCAAGUGAAACCCAUUAACAGCAAACAGCAGCCAACAACAUUAAUGAAAGAGAGGAAGAAAUUCGGUCCAAGUGUUUAAACAAAAGAUAAUUUGAUUUGUUACAAAAUUCACGAUUGAAUUAUUAUGUGAUUUGAGGGUACGUGUAAUCAAGUUUGAAGGCCUGAAGCCUGAUCACAGUCGAUGUAAUCUACUGUCUAGUAAUUCACUAAUUGGUGUUAGGGUCCUGGGAUUUGGAUUUGGGAUCGGACCAUAAUUAAUACUCAAUCUGUAUUAUUAGAUA